CCCUUCCCUUUCCUCUACCCUCCCAUUCAUAAAAACUCACUUCCCUCCCCCUCAGUGGUUGCAACACCAUAUCCAAAGCUCUGCGUCCACAGUCGCCUUACGCACCAGCGAGUGGAGAAUAGUGCAGGAGAUCCCGUCUCCUUUCGAUUACCGUGCUCAUAUUACUUCAUAACAUUUGGACUUAUCUUUACUGUGGAGCUACUCACUCACUGGGACUGGACUAUUGCCUGCGCGCAAACGUCGUGCGCAACGAAGGGAUGAGAAUUGUAUCCUGAAACCACAUUUUGCUAAAUGCUGCUUUAGAGUGAAGACGUGCAAGGCACCAGCCUACACAUGGAGUCCAGGGUUCCCCACCACAUCCCCGGAGUGUCCUCCUCUCUCAUAUCCCAGCCCCUCUUGGACAGCAGAGUGCCCUACGGCCGUCUUCAGCACCCUCUCACCAUCUACCCCAUCGACCAGAUAAAGUCCUCGCAUGUGGAAAACGACUACAUCGACAGCCCGGCUGUUGUCUCCCAGCAGCCACCAAGCCAGAAGUCUGUGAACCGUAGAAUCACCUGGCUUGGUCAGAAUCAGGAUGCUUUUCUUGGGGCAAACCACAACCACCAUCACAAUCAUCAACACCAGCAAGGCAGGUGUGAGCCCCACUCUCACCAGGAUACCACCACCCACCCUUGGAUUUCUUUCAGUGGGAGGCCCAGCUCCAUCAGCAGCAGCAGCAGCACCUCGUCUGAUCAGAGGCUGCUGGACCACGCUGCGCCUACCCCAACGGUGGACCACCAUCCAAACCUGCAUCCCCACCAGGGCCCCGUCAACACAAUCACAACCCAAACUCCAGGCUGCUUCCCUUCCUCUGAAUCAAAAGUCCUGACCUCCUCUUCCUCUGCUUCCUCCUGCUCAUCCUCCUCUAAAUCGCUGGACCUUAAGUCUGCAAAGAUGCCCGCAGGAGGCGUGUGCACCAAUGGAGGCCAGCAGGGUUUGGCGGUGAUCCCUUCAUCCCCGGCAGAGAAGAAGCACCUUGUUCUCUGUGAGCACUGCGGGAAGUGCCGAUGCACGGAGUGUACGCUCCCCCGAACCCUACCCUCUUGCUGGGUCUGCAACCAGGAGUGCCUGUGCUCUGCUCAGAGCCUGGUGGAUACAGCCACCUGCAUGUGCCUGGUCAAAGGGAUCUUCUACCACUGCACCGAGGAUGAGGACGACGAGGGCUCAUGUGCCGACAAGCCCUGCUCAUGUUCCCAAGCUAACUGUUGCGCACGUUGGUCCUUCAUGGCUGCCCUUUCAUUUGUCCUGCCUUGCCUGGUCUGCUAUCUGCCAGCAACUGGACUGGCCAAACUUGGACAGAAGUGUUACGACAAUGUUAGCAGGCCUGGCUGUCGCUGCAAGAACUCACAGGGCGGCGUGAGUGCCCCGGUGUGUAAAAACGGCGUGGAGGCAAAAGUUGGGACAAUAGAGAAGCAGCAGCAGCAAGGGUCAUGAUAGUGGACCAGACAGGCUAAUGGUUGCUUCACUAAAAAAUGGACAGGACCACACACUACUUGCUUGCUCUCUAUGGAUAGGACAAUCCAACACCAACCCCUUAAACUACCCCAUUAAUCUGCUGGAAAGUGACUUAUGUAAAACAAAGGUACUUAAAUGGCUUCUUGACCUUUGUUUGAUAGGGUGGAUGAUCAAAAGGGGCCUGAUCUGUGCGAGUCUGCUAGUAGGAAUAGAUAACAGGCCCCCUAAGAUGUUUUUUUUUUUUUUGUAAGAGUGACACAAGAAGAAGAGACUAGAUUGUGGGACUGGUUGUGUUGUUUUGCAAAGAUGGCUGAAGGCACAAAGUCAUUGUACCUCUCUGCUGCUCUGUAUUUCUUAGCUAAUUUUUGUAAUGGUAACUAACCAGAAGCUGGUGGCUGAUCCUCGGCUAACAUAAAAGUUAUUAGAUGGAGAUGAAUAUCUGUACGCCUCCCUCCCACCCCCCGAAAGCACAGCAUAGUGUGGGUAAAAACACUAAACUAAGUAAUAACCAAUAUUGUGGCUUUAUGAUAGGCCACUGCAAGAGUGGAAUCACCAGCUACUCAAUCACUCUCUCCACUAUUAUGAUGAUCAUCUUUGAGGUUUUCUCCUCUUUAGCUUGAAAGAUUCUAGCUUGAUGCUAACAAUUUAUCUUUAGUUUUAAUCUCCAAGGAGGAGCUGUAAAAAGCAAAUAUGUUUGAGACUUAAAGAUAAUAGUAAUUUCCCAUAAUACGUGUAGAGUAAGAGAGAGAGAUACUCACUUUACAGUGUUUUUCCUGUUGUUGGGGGGUGAAGUCCAGAUAUUAUAAAAGAUUUUGAAGGCUGUUCACCAAUCACCUCAGAGGUAAUGCAUGUCAUGACCUGCAUGCUCUAGUCUAAUGGUUACCCAAUGUGCUAGAAGUCGAUGUGUCGUAGAGAAAUGUGUAAAAAAGUACACCCAACCUUCUCAGGGACUGUUACAGUAAUCCUCUCUAGAACUUGGCCUACAGCAUGUUGAUUUCUAAACUGCCUAAGAGCCUGGUCUACUUCCUCUUUGCACAAUAAGGCAAAUAAAUAUUUAGGGGCAAAAAGGCAAUUGUGAAUAAUUUAAAACAAGUAAGCUAAGUGAGAGACAAGCUGGCCAGAAAAUAAUGUUUCCGGAGGAGAGGGGAUGCAAGUGAUAGAGAGUGAAAAGGGGGGAGAGAAGGCAUAGCAAAGUUGUUGUUGUGUUUGUAUGUAGUCAGCCUUUGUCAAAAUCAAUCCUGCCACUUGCACAACCUUUUUAGGAAGACGCAAACCCCUUAAAGGAUGUACUAAAGCACAGUAUUAACCACCUCAGCCAUCUCACAUUACGUUUGCGUGCACUACAUUUAGCCCACACCCCCAGCCCCCCUCUACACACAGUGUCUUCAUUAAACUCUAAUCAUUAUGCUGCAUAGCUGCGUUAGUCAGAUAGGUUGUCUUUUAUUCUUAAAGUCUAUUUGUGUGGCUUGCAUGAUGUUCUUAGGACUUUGCCAAAGGAAGCUAGGUUACAGUAGCUUGUUUUCGCUGUCUGAGUGAUCACAGUUGUUAGGCACUCUUGCCAAAUGGAGUUGACGGCAGUUGGUUCUUAAAGGCAUGCUGCCCUUUAAUACAGAUGGCCUUUUCUGUUUGGCAUAAAGGCAUACUGUCUUUGUUGCUGCAUAAUACACGCCUCUCUUUCAUGUUGGACACUUAACUUCCAUUAGGGCGCCUAACUUUGUUCAUAACCGUAUUUGUCUUGUUGCACAAAGCUGAUAUCACAGGAAAAAAAGGAAAGAAAAAACACACUAUCCUUAGUCUUGAAUGUAUGAGGCAAUAUUUUCAAAAACCUAGCAAUUCAGUCCGAGAGAAAGGUGCCAAAACUGAGAAUGAUUGUGUGAUUGGGCCAAAGCCUAAUACAUUAUAGGCAGGCGGCAAAAAUCACAAAUGUUUUGACAAUAUAUUUAGUAAUAGAGCUAUGCAGGUACAAUGUUAUUUGCUGUAAAUAGUUUCACAACAAUUGUGUUCUUUAGAAGAGACUUUUAAAUGUCCUUGAAAGAUUGCAUGGUACGUUAUAACUACAAUUCAGUACAAAAUAUAUAGAGAAUAUAUUAGAUAUAUAUUUUGAGGGUAAGAUUAAGAUGUUUUUGAGGUUGUGAGUAGAAGGAAAUAUUGAGUGUGGAGAUGGGAAGGUUCAGGGAGGGGUAACAAAGAUGACAGGUCUUUCUAUCACUAGCAUUUGAUUUAAAAAGUGUGCCCGGCAAUAAAAAAAAAAGAAGGAAAACAAAUUCCUGCUGUUUAUGCUAUCCAUGGCUCGUUAGCAGUCGAGAGGCUAAGCUAAUUCCCUGGUUCCUCUCCGAGUCCUAAAGACUGUGGACUCAUUGAAUCCACACAGGGAACACAAUCUACCCCUAUCCGGAUCAACCCAUUUCCUGCUGUUACUGCUCAGUGUCUCAGCUCUCCCCUCUUUCUCUCCUUCUUGCCUUUUUCCUCCCUCUCUUCACUCUUCUUCCCUCCUUCCUCCCUGAGAACAAGUUUAACAAACACCCCUGGCCUUGAUUGACAAACACAGCUGCUGUGCAUAAACGUGUCAUACCACAGAGACGGGAGAGAAAGACAAGCCUGUCUCUCUUCCUCUCCCUUUCUCGACUGUUUUCCCUCUCGAUUUGUAGUUCUGUGCCAUCAUUUUAACCAAUGGACCUCUUUUUUCAACAGUCGCUGCCUUUAUUUUAUUUCUCUGCUCUGUCACUGCACGUUAGCUUUAUACUUUUACAUGUGCUCGCUAGCCUGUUAAAGGUGUGGAAUAAUCAUCCAACAAUGACAACUCAAUCAUUAAAAACGUUAUUUUUCUUUUUUUUUUACCCUUUGCUACAAUGCUGUGACUUUUACACAUCCAUACCCCUUUGUGUCGCUCAAAUUUCGGGCACUGAUUUAUUUUAUUUUCAACCCAAAUGAAAGGAAAAGUCUCAUACAGCUGGGUGAUACUACUCCAUUCCUUUUAUGCCUUUGCAAUGUCAAUGUUGGGGAUUAAGAACGAAAUCCGUGCUUUUGUUUUGUUUAGAUAUAACAAAAAGAAAAAAAAUCUCAUAUAAAAGGUUCCCUUUAUAGAUAUAUUUAUUUUGAAGUUCUAUUUUAUAUAGUAUUUAUUUAGAUGCCAACCUUUUGUUUGUGAAGAAAGCUUAUGUCGAAAUGGAAUGUACAUUGACAAUGGAAAUAUAUAUUGUUAAAUAUA
Gymnodraco acuticeps is the source of this 4702-nucleotide messenger RNA. RefSeq names its product sprouty homolog 4 (Drosophila) (gene spry4). Gene Ontology annotation, biological process: multicellular organism development; negative regulation of Ras protein signal transduction; animal organ development. The transcript is spliced from 2 exons. NCBI's taxonomy places the organism in Eukaryota, Metazoa, Chordata, Actinopteri, Perciformes, Bathydraconidae. The coding region runs from base 334 to 1473 and encodes 379 amino acids. Gene Ontology annotation, cellular component: membrane; cytosol. The record is from RefSeq and is a predicted model, not a curated record.